This is a messenger RNA of Raphanus sativus (radish), 969 nucleotides long. RefSeq lists its product as uncharacterized. Gene Ontology annotation, cellular component: mitochondrial intermembrane space. The transcript is spliced from 3 exons. The record is from RefSeq and is a predicted model, not a curated record. The coding region runs from base 198 to 749 and encodes 183 amino acids. Gene Ontology annotation, molecular function: phosphatidic acid transfer activity. Gene Ontology annotation, biological process: phospholipid transport. Lineage: Eukaryota; Viridiplantae; Streptophyta; Magnoliopsida; Brassicales; Brassicaceae.
GAUUUGCUUCCUCUCGUCACGUUCUCUUGUUUUUGGGGGGUUAUUUUCUUCUACGCUCACCAUCAAAGACAGGAUCGUCAAUUGCCUUGCCUACCCCUCUCUCUCUCUCUCUCUCUAGGUACUUCUUCUCUUCCCCCAAUUAUUACAUUUUUUUUCUUACCAAAUCGAUUAGCAUUCGAGUCAACUGUAUUUUCUUGAUGGUAAAAGCAUAUAAACAAGAGCAUGUCUACAAGCAUCCGUGGGAGCGGGUGAGUGCUGCCUCCUGGAGGAAGUUUGCUGACCCUGAAAACAAACGCAUCCUUUCCCAUAUCCUCGAAGUCGACACCUUGAACCGCAAACUCGACACUGUCACCGGGAAACUCCACACCACCCGUGCACUCACCAUUCAUGCUCCCGGUCCUUGGUUCCUUCACCGGAUCAUAGGCCAGGACAUCUGUCACUGUGUUGAAUCUACUGUUGUGGAUGCCAAAUCACGUUCUAUGCAGCUUACAACAAAGAACAUUACUCUCAAAAAGUUCAUUGAAGUGGAGGAGAGGAUAAGAUACGAUCCUCAUCCAGAAAAUCCGUCGGCCUGGACGGUUUGUAGCCAGGAGACAAGCAUUCGAAUCAAACCCUUGUCGGCUCUGGCCUCAAUGGCUGAGAAAGUUGAGCAGAAGUGCGCCGAGAAGUUCAUGCAAAACAGCGUGAAAGGGCGAGAGGUUAUGGAGAGGAUUUGUAGGUAUAUGGAAGCAGAGUCCGCUCCAGUCUGAAGAUCCAAACCUAUUGUAAGAUUCCAGUAUCUUGGCGUUUGGUAUUAUUUUUGUAGUAAUUCAAGAGGACUACAUGUUGGAGUCAUGGUAGUAAUAAAAUCUAUGAGACAGUUAAGAUCAAGUUGCUGUUUCUUUUUUUUUUCAGCUACUUCUCUGGUUUGUGUUAGCAACGAAUGUUGUUGAGCAGAGAAGCUUUUUAUCCAAUUUUGAUUUUAAGUCA